UCCCGCCAAGGGAAGUUGACAAGAAGAACGAGAAAGACUUGAGAGAAUUGUAUGUGAAGUGCGGUGCAGAAUGUCGAUGAAAAAUGCUCACAGACUCUUCCUAAGGACGUUAAUGUCACGUCAGUUCAUGAAAGAGGGCGAGAUAAAGACUAUUUAUCAAAAAUCUUGCGAAGCUUAUGAUGAGGACUGUUCCGACGAUCAAUUCCAGGGAUUUAUCAACACAGUAAAUAGAAGUCUAAAGCCGUUGUUUCUUGAGAUAAGACACGUAGUUUCAGAAGAUAAUGGAGUGCUUUACUUUGGACUGAUAAACACAACGGAAGAUGAACAUUCUAAGAUGGCUACUGAUUAUUCACCAAAUGAUAUAACAUUAUUUAAAAAAGCUAUUGAUUUAAUUAUUAAUUCUGACGAUGGGACUGUUUCAUCGUUGGACCUGAUAAACUGUGCUGCAGACCUUGAAAAGAAAAUGGCUUGCUCUUAUACAGAAAAACUUCUUGAAAGACUUGUACUUGAUAAAUGGAUGGAUGAGUCUUCAGGUAUUUACUCUCUUGGAGGAAGAGCAAUGCUAGAAUUGGAGCAGUACCUAAGGAGAGUCUAUGAAGAUGAUAUAGUGGAGUGUAUGAUGUGCAAGAAGAUUGCCCUUAAGUGUCAAACAUGCGAACAGUGUGAAGGAAAACUCCACAAGCAUUGUGCUGGAAAAUAUUUUGCAGGAAGAGCACAGCAUAUGUGUCCCAACAAAAACUGUGGUGCUCCUUGGACUCAUGAUGUUCCUGUAUUGCCAUCAUCAAGAUCAAAUGUUACUAGCAAAGGUAAAGGUCCAGCUUCAAGUACUGUUGGUCCCACAUCUCACAGAUCAAGGAGAUCUAGGUAGUAUUACUAUACAUUAGAAAUAGAUUUACUAUUAUAGUAAUGCAUGACGAUAGAAUUAUACAUAUAAUUAUUAUAUAAUUUCAUAUUGUUUCUGUUCCACUGAUUAAGAUCUGUGGGUUAUUCCUAUUCAUAGAAAUACCUUAAAAUUCACUCCAAUUUAUUUUUGUCUAACCGUUAUUCCAUCUGAUUGCUAUUAUUUAUCAAGCACCAUUCCUGCUGACCUGCAAAAGUCUUGCAAAUCCACUAAGUUGUCAGUAAAUAUUAUUUUGUAUUUGUUCAGAAAACCUUUUUUAAAGAUGUGCCAAAAGUCAGGUAAUUUUUUAGUCAGAGAAUACAAAAAAAAAACGUUUUUUAGAAAUUGGGAUUCCUCUGGAAUUAUGCUAUAGGAGAUAAUGACUACCUGGUUGUGACUUUGGUUGCUCUGAAGUCAGUGAAAAAUGAAGUAUUGUUAGUGAAAUAUCAGGAAAAUGUGAGUAAUUUUUAUUCAUCAGGAAAGUUGGAACCCUAAGUGUAUUAUGAAGUAAAGGAAAUACCUAUUUGAAGUUUUUAGUUAAUAACUUUUGUAGCUUCUC
Messenger RNA from Actinia tenebrosa (Australian red waratah sea anemone), 1439 nucleotides. Its product is annotated as non-structural maintenance of chromosomes element 1 homolog. Gene Ontology annotation, molecular function: ubiquitin-protein transferase activity. Gene Ontology annotation, cellular component: Smc5-Smc6 complex; nucleus. The record is from RefSeq and is a predicted model, not a curated record. Gene Ontology annotation, biological process: double-strand break repair via homologous recombination. NCBI's taxonomy places the organism in Eukaryota, Metazoa, Cnidaria, Anthozoa, Actiniaria, Actiniidae.